AUGUCAAUAAUCAACGAUGAGAACGGGAAACCGUACAAAGUGCACUUGUGCAAAACGAACAUUGCUCAGAAUAAUAACAAAUUCUACGAUAUGGAAAUGUUGGAUAAUGGAGGAAGCGGGGCACAUCGAUUUUCUGUGAAACUGAUCAAUGGUCGUAUCGGCUACCGAGGUGUGACACAUUUAAAAGAUUUCGGGGAUUUGGUCAAAGCAAAAUCAUUUUUCGAGGCCAAAUUCUUCGAAAAAACUCAUUUGCACUGGGAAGAGCGUCAGGAUGAGCCGGUGCCGAAUAAGUAUGUCGUCGUGGAUUUGAUGGAUAAUAAUUCGAUGAAAAAAGAAGAAGAAGAAGAAGAAGACGUCAAAAAGGAGGAAGAAGAGGAGGAGGAAGAGAAGAAGCCACAGACAAAAAAGACACGUGGCAGAAAGAAGAAGGCUGAGGAGGAGGUGGAAGUGAAGAAGGAGGAGUCAGAGGAGGAAGAAGCAGAAGACGUGGAUCAGAAGGUGAAGGAUUUGAUGAGAUGCAUCUGUGAUGAAGACGUUCAUUUGGGCCUUCUGAAGCAGUUGAAAUUCAACGAGGCGUAUGGAAAACCUAUUGACUGCCUCUCACUGGCCCAACUACAGACGGGCUACGAUAUUUUGGCGACUAUCGAGACAUCGAUUGGUGGCAAAAAAGCCGCCCGAUCUGGCACCCGUUCUCGUGCUGCCCCAACGCCUUCAAAAAAUCCAGGAGCCUCGACUCACGACACCAACAAGUACUACUCCCUGAUUCCUCACUCCUUCGGAUUCCAAGUUCCUCCGAAAAUCGAUACUUUGGCCAAAGUAGAAGCGGAACGAGAGCUUCUAGACGCCUUAAAAGGAUCCAUAGAGGCGUCGAUGGAGGUGAAGGACGUCAAAAAAGAGAAAUCCAACAAGGAUAUCUAUCAACGACUCUACGAACGUCUUCCAUGUCAUCUGGAGCCGGUUUCAGAAGACGUCGCGGGGAAGAUAGGGGAGUGUUUGAAGAUGAGAGGACCCACACACUUCUUCAAGUUGUCUUAUCUGGAUGCGUUUGAGUUGAAGAAUCCCGAGGAGGCUCCAAAGCCAGCGAAACGAGCCAGAAAGUCUGCUCCAUCGACUACCAAACGUCUUCUCUGGCACGGUACACGUGUCACGAACGUCUUCUCGAUUCUGAUGAACGGUCUCCAGAUGCCAGAGGGGGAUCGGUGUGGAUUGAUGUUCGGAAAUGGGGUGUAUUUUGCGAAUGUGCCAACGAAAUCGGCGAAUUAUUGUUGUCCAGAGGUGUCGAAGAGAGUCUUCAUGCUUCUUUGUGAGGUGGAAACCUCCAACCCACUGGUUCUCUACCAAUCCGAACCGGAUGCCGACGAUAUGAUGGCCAAGAAAAAGAAGCUAUCAGUGUAUGCAGCUGGAAAACACCGGCCAACUGAGACUGUGGAGAUCAACGAAAUUCCAGCAUUCAAAUCUGGCCUUGAGCAAAUCGAGGAGGAAAGUCAGCUACUGUACGAUGAGUAUGUGAUGUUCGACCAGGACAGAUUCAAGAUCAAAUAUGUGGUCGAAGUAAAAGUGGAGAAAAUCACAGCUGCCGAAAUGAGAGGACAAUAA
Messenger RNA from Caenorhabditis briggsae, 1596 nucleotides. It is a transcript of the gene Cbr-pme-2, whose product is annotated as Protein CBR-PME-2. Gene Ontology annotation, molecular function: NAD+ poly-ADP-ribosyltransferase activity. The record is from RefSeq and is a predicted model, not a curated record. Lineage: Eukaryota; Metazoa; Nematoda; Chromadorea; Rhabditida; Rhabditidae. The transcript is spliced from 6 exons. The coding region runs from base 1 to 1596 and encodes 531 amino acids.